ACCGCGUCAAUGAACUGGCCAACAACCUGACCAUCCACUCGGAGCAGCUGCAGGAGAUGGAGACUGACAUGGACUACCUGUACACACAAUUCUACCAGAACGUCAGCACUGCCGGAGACUGUGACUGCAAGGCAUUCACCGCCUCCUUCUCCCGCCUGGAGCAGGGCCUGACCAACGUCACAGAGCUGGCCAACGACAAUCGGCUGGCCCUGGAUGGAGGUACCGAUGCUGAGUCGGCGCACUGGGGUCCCUCUGUGGACGACGUCAUGGCCUCCCUGGCCUUCGAGCAAGAAAAGAGCAGAACUCUCCAACACAACCUGACUCAGCUGAUGACCUCAGUCCUGGYCAGCCACAGGGACGUGCUCAGCCUGCAGGAGAGCGACAAGAGGUUGGCGGCUGAGAUGCGCCACCUCUCCAGCUCCUUUUACUCUUUGUUGAAGGACGCCAUCCGCCACACUGAAGUGCUAGAGAUGCUCCUGGGGGAGGAGGUGAUGGGGUUCAUGGACUGGCCCCUCCACGAACAGGAGGCUCACUCCAUCCCCGCGCUGCAGAAGAGGCUCCAGCACAUGCAGCAGCAGAUCAGGGGCCAGAACCUCAGCCUCACCACCUUGCUGGAGGCUGCCCGGGGAGAGGAAGUCCCGUCCUCAGACGAGCCCUCCGUGCUAGUAGACUUGGCCUCCCGCGGGCUGAAGAGAAGGAGUGGAGACCAGAGGAGUGACCACCUCAUGGACUCAGCAGCCUCUGAGGACCGGCAAGACUACUCGGACAGUGACCUGUUGAGCCUUGAGAAAGCAGUGGAGGAGCUGGGGGAGAAGGUCAACAGGCUGGAGUACAGGCCUUGCCCCGCCAGCUGCAACAUCACCAAAGACAGCGCCUCUGGUGGUGUGGAGGCCAAAAUGCAGGUGGAGGUGGCCUGGCUGAGGAAGGGUCUAGAGAAUCAUCUGCGGCUCUUUAAGAAUGUUUUCAGUAACUCAGAGGGGCUGGCCGAAUCAGAGAGCACCCUGGACCUGGACCAGCUGUGGGCCCUGAUGAAGAGGAAGGAAAGGAAGAGACAGAGGAAGCGCAAGGACAAGAAAGAGGGGAUAAAAGAUCAUAUUGGAGAGCGCGCUAACCUUCGCAGCAGGAGGGAUACAUCAGUUCUAUCCAAGCUGAGGGACAGUCCCCUGAUGUUUCUGGCCAGAAGCAUACAGCGCAGCAGACCAAGUGACAGCCUGCUGGUGUCGGAGGACACAUCCCUAAACCUCGGCCAGAUGUACUCCACUCACACUGGGAUGUUCCAAGCACCUUUAGCAGGGGUCUACCUCUUCGUGCUGACACUGAACUUUGAACCUGGUCCCUCGCUAUCUGGGCUGAGGAGAGAGAAUGGGGAGCUGGCUGCCACUCUGCAUCAGGACAAGAUGGCAUCGUAUGGUCCCGUCACCCGUGUGUGUCUCCUACAGCUGCUACAGCCUGCGGCAAAGGGAGUGGAAAAG
Messenger RNA from Salvelinus sp. IW2-2015, 1472 nucleotides. RefSeq names its product multimerin-2-like. Lineage: Eukaryota; Metazoa; Chordata; Actinopteri; Salmoniformes; Salmonidae. Gene Ontology annotation, molecular function: protein binding. The record is from RefSeq and is a predicted model, not a curated record.